AUGAACUAUGACCAAGGACUAAUCGGGUGGGCAGUGUGUCAGCCGCAAUUAGCACCGACCAAAUGUGUGGACAACGGCCAGUGCAAGCAAAUAGAUCCGACACAACUCAACGUACAUCUGGUUCCGCACACUCACGAUGACGUCGGUUGGCUCAAGACUGUCGACCAGUAUUUCUACGGCACCAGGAAUGGUGACCAAAGGGCGGGCGUCCAGUAUAUCAUCGACUCAGUAGUGGAGCAGUUGCUAAAGAACGAGACCCGAAAGUUCAUCUAUGUUGAGACGGCAUUCUUCUGGAAGUGGUGGCAAUUGCAGACACCUGAACAUCAGGAGAGGGUCAAGAAGUUGGUUAACGAUGGUCAAUUGGAGUUCAUAAACGGCGGGUGGUGUAUGAAUGAUGAGGCGGCCGCUCAUUACCAGUCCAUUGUAGACCAGAUGACUUGGGGUCACCGACGCCUUCAGGACACGUUCGGUCAAUUGGAGUUCAUAAACGGCGGGUGGUGUAUGAAUGAUGAGGCGGCCGCUCAUUACCAGUCCAUUGUAGACCAGAUGACUUGGGGUCACCGACGCCUUCAGGACACGUUCGGUGAGUGCGGUAUCCCUCGCAUCGGGUGGCAGAUCGACCCCUUCGGUCACAGCCGAGAACAGGCCUCACUCUUCGCGCAGAUGGCGUUCGACGCCGUCUUCUUCUACCGAAUCGAUUACGAAGACCACAACAUUAGAGUGAAGGAGAAGAGGAUGGAGUUGUUAUGGCAGGGAAGCGAUGACUUGGGAAAGGCUUCAGAUAUAUUCACUCACAUUAUGGAAAUGGGUUACGGUCCACCCCCGGGUUUCAACUGGGAAACAGCUCGAGACAACCCAUCCGAUGACGCAAUCAUCGACGAUCCCGAGUCCGAAGACUAUAAUGUGGACAAAAUUGUGGACAAGUUUAUCACUUAUGCCAAACAGUACUCCAACUAUUACUCCACGAAUAAUGUAUUGUUUCCAAUGGGAACCGACUUCUGCUAUGAAGACGCAAACGCGUGGUUCAAGAAUAUGGAUAAACUUAUCAAAUAUGUGAACGCGAGGAAAGUCAACGGAUCUAAUGUUAAUGUUUUCUACUCGACUCCAACCUGUUAUCUAAAUGGUAUACAUCAGGCGAACCAUACCUUUACCACAAAGUCGGACGACUUCUUCCCAUAUGCAUCGUAUUAUCACUCUUAUUGGACGGGAUAUUUCACGAGUCGACCGGCGCUCAAACGCUAUGAAAAGGUGGGCAAUAAUGCUCUUCAAGUGUGCAAACAAUUGGAUGUCUUGAGUCUCGGGAACGGCAAAAAUGAGGACAAAAUAACGCCAUUACGGGAAUGGUUGGGAGUUAUGCAACAUCACGACGCUAUCGCUGGUACUGAGAAACAACACGUAUCCGAUAAUUAUGCCCUAAAACUGUAUAAGACUAUAGAGAAGUGUCAAUCAGUAGUCGAUGAGUCUCUGAAUAUAUUGAUUGGCGAUAAAAAUUUGAAUCAAUUGUUUUGCAAUCAACUGAAUGUCAGCGCCUGUGCUGUCACUGAAGGCACCGACAAUAUAGCGGUCACUCUAUAUAACGCAUUCGGACAUAAUGUCAAUCAUGUGGUAAGACUUCCCGUCACAUCAAAGGCUUACAAAGUGUUUGACCCGAAGGGAAAUGCUGUCAAAUCAAAUAUCGUAGCCAUUCCUGAAUCAGUUCUCAGUCUUAAAGAAAGAAAGAGUAAAGCAAAGCUACUCAACCAUAAACUUCGAGUCCACGGCCCAAAGGAUAAUAACGAUGAUUUUCAUCAGCCAUCGGGUGCUUAUGUCUUCAGAUCAGAUGGCGAUUCCCCUCAACUUUACAAUACAACUACACUUCAGGCAGAUUUGAUCGAGACAUGCCUACACUUUCUUCAAGCACCUAAAGAGAUUAUCUCCCGAUGGGAGACAAACCUCACCACAAAUGGACUCUUCUAUACCGACGCUAAUGGACGACAACUUCUGGAACGAAAACGAGACUUUAGGCCCACUUGGAAACUAACGGUCUAUGAAGAAAUUGCUGGAAAUUAUUAUCCCGUCAACAGUCGGAUAGCUAUUAGAGAUGAGAAACAAGACAUUCAAAUGACUGUUUUGAACGAUAGGUCACAGGGAGGCAGUAGUAUUAAAGACGGAUCCGUUGAGCUUAUGGUUCACCGAAGAGAUCUCUACGACGACCACUUUGGUGUCGCGGAAGCACUUAAUGAGCCGGGAGUUGAUGGUAAAGGUCUUCAGAUUAGAGGAAAGUUUUGGGUUCUCUUCACAAGUAUAGCCGAAGCGGCGGAAGCGCACAGAGAGAUGGCGUAUGAUAUUCUUCUCGAGCCUUCAUUCACUUUUGCCAAAUAUAGCGGUUCUCCUGAAGAAUAUGUGAAGAGCCAUAAAACCCAAUACUCGGGUCUAACGAAAGAAUUGCCAAAAAAUGUUCACUUAUUAACGUUAGAGCAAUGGAAG
This is a messenger RNA of Medioppia subpectinata, 2466 nucleotides long. NCBI's taxonomy places the organism in Eukaryota, Metazoa, Arthropoda, Arachnida, Sarcoptiformes, Oppiidae. The record is from the annotation of a GenBank genome assembly.